This is a messenger RNA of Anolis carolinensis (green anole), 514 nucleotides long. It is a transcript of the gene rps21, whose product is annotated as ribosomal protein S21. The transcript is spliced from 6 exons. Bases 205 to 456 code for a protein of 83 amino acids. Gene Ontology annotation, cellular component: cytosolic small ribosomal subunit; ribosome. The record is from RefSeq and is a predicted model, not a curated record. Gene Ontology annotation, biological process: endonucleolytic cleavage in ITS1 to separate SSU-rRNA from 5.8S rRNA and LSU-rRNA from tricistronic rRNA transcript (SSU-rRNA, 5.8S rRNA, LSU-rRNA); translation; endonucleolytic cleavage to generate mature 3'-end of SSU-rRNA from (SSU-rRNA, 5.8S rRNA, LSU-rRNA). Gene Ontology annotation, molecular function: structural constituent of ribosome. NCBI's taxonomy places the organism in Eukaryota, Metazoa, Chordata, Lepidosauria, Squamata, Anolidae.
UACCGCUUCGGGGUGACGUCACCGCGCUGUCUCGCUUUCCGCGCGCCACCCGUAAAAAGCGUGCGUGCGCGCGCGCGCGCCCUGUCCUCCCUCUUUCUCGUCGCGUUCCUGUGACGUCGCCCUUCCUUUCCGGCCUGGCUGGCGGCGUGUGAGGAGCAGUUUCCUAUUUCACGUUACCUGUGGCAAGCAGUCUUGAAACAAACAAUGCAGAACGACGCUGGAGAAUUUGUGGACCUGUAUGUGCCUCGCAAAUGUUCUGCAAGUAACCGGAUAAUUGGUGCAAAAGACCAUGCUUCAAUCCAAAUAAAUAUUUCUGAGGUUGAUAAAGUCACAGGCAGAGUCAACGGCCAAUUCCAAACAUAUGCAAUUUGUGGAGCAAUUCGUAGAAUGGGGGAGUCCGAUGACUCUAUCUUGCGCUUGGCAAAGACCGAUGGCAUCGUUUCCAAGAAUUUCUAGCUGAAGAAGCACAAUGAUGUGUAAUUUCUUUUAAAAUAAAAACUGGGAAACAUCUUAA